Messenger RNA from Pararge aegeria (speckled wood butterfly), 3142 nucleotides. RefSeq names its product glutamate receptor ionotropic, kainate 2-like. The transcript is spliced from 17 exons. The coding region runs from base 183 to 3050 and encodes 955 amino acids. Gene Ontology annotation, cellular component: postsynaptic membrane; plasma membrane. NCBI's taxonomy places the organism in Eukaryota, Metazoa, Arthropoda, Insecta, Lepidoptera, Nymphalidae. Gene Ontology annotation, molecular function: transmitter-gated monoatomic ion channel activity involved in regulation of postsynaptic membrane potential; glutamate-gated receptor activity. The record is from RefSeq and is a predicted model, not a curated record. Gene Ontology annotation, biological process: monoatomic ion transport; modulation of chemical synaptic transmission; synaptic transmission, glutamatergic.
UAAGCUUCCACUUGGCCAUUAUUUUAUUUUGCUGAAAUUCACCCCAUUUCUAUCAAAACGGGUAUUAAAUAUGCAGAAUAUAAGAUAAGGCAAAAUUCUCACAAAGUUCUCCUCAUUAAAAGUUUUGUCAUCAAUUUAAAAAGUUGGCGUAAAAAGAUGGUUAACUAAUUAACCUUUUUAGAAUGAUUUGUGAUUACGGCAUUAUGUGGUGGUUAUUAAUUUUUUUGCGUAUCUCCGUCAACUCUCAGAUAAUACAUACAGAAACUCACGAAAUCCUCUACCAAAUUGCUGGUAUAUUUGAAGACAACGCUAAAAUACAACAACAUGCGUUUGAUGAGACUAUGCGUCAGGCCCGCUUGGAUCCAGCAGAUCAGUUGUCGCUAGCAGGUGCCCACGAUGGUAAAGCACUUCAAGAUUGGCGAUUUGAUCCUGUUUUAAUUGAGCCAUUAAGGUCUGACAGUUAUUCUAUUUGGAGAACAUUAUGCUCUAAUACUGCGAUGCGUCCUAUAGCCAUAUUUGGUCCGCAAAACCCAAUAUCUGAUGGAGCUGUGAGAGAACAAUGUGCAAUAGCUAACAUACCUCACAUCCAAGCCACGUGGAAACCGCCGUUGUAUUAUGAUGAUGAUUCAAACGAAGAAGUUACAGAAAACAGCACAGAAGAUGAAGAGCCCGUGUUUAAAAAGAUUUCUAUUAACUUCUAUCCACCCGCGGACGAAAUUUUGUAUGCGUAUGCUAAACUACUGAAGCUGUACAAGUGGGAAAAAUUCGCAGUACUUUACGAAGAUGACAUGGGCUUGCUAAGAGUUCAGAAAAUUCUUGCUCAUCACACGGAUCAACAUCCAGUCACUGUAAGACGUCUAGACCCUAACGCAAAUAACUAUCCGAUAUUUAAGCUACUCAAUAAGUUUCAAAUCUAUCGUAAUAUAAUACUGGAUUGUCAUGUCGACCGUGUAAUCAAAUAUUUAUCGGAAGCGAGAGAAGUUCAAAUGGUUACACAUUAUCAACAUUACAUUUUAAUUACAAUGGAUGCAUCAACUGUGGCUGACAAAUUGAAAAACUUCAAUUCUAACGUGACGUGGCUUAGUUUAACUGAAUACGAUAAGUUGCAAAACCACAACUUGGCCCAAAGAGUCGGGAAAUGGUUAGAUGUCAAAAACGACGCAAUGCGCCCAUCUGUUACCAGCUUUAAGAUUGAGUCAUUAAUAAUGGACGACAUAGCAAAUCACGUUUUGAAGUCACUGCAAAAGGUAGAGUCAAUCAAGUCCAAUAAAUCAAAACCAUAUGAUGCUAUAUGUGAGCCAAAUCUUUCACCAUGGGCUUACGGAGCACAACUUCAAAACAAAAUAUUAAAGACAAAUUCUACAGGAGUUACAGGUCACAUUGCAUUUAAUGAAAAGGGUCAACGAGUAAAUUAUACGUUAUACAUAAAUGAAAUUUACGUGUCUGAGCUGAACACUGUCGGGUCAUGGGAUUCUUCUACGCAAGAACUAACCGAAGAUAGGCCAGAGGAUGAUAAUCUUAAAUAUCAGAAAAACAGUAAAAAUUUCAUCAUUAUAGCCCGGAAAACGAAGCCGUUCUUUAGUGAUAAGCAAUGUCACAAAAAUGAUACAGACUGUGAAGAAGAAACAGCAGACGAAAACUAUGAAGGAUUUGGCGUGGAACUUAUCAAAGAAAUAUUCGAUAAUUUGCAUAGGAAUAAGUUUAAUUAUACAUUCACCUUUGUAAAUUACGAGGUUAAGAAAGAUGUCAAAAAUUAUUUAAAAACUAGAAAGUCAUAUGGCUUACUUGAUGAACUAUUAAAUAAUAAAGCUGAUUUAGCUGUUGGUGACAUAACUAUUACCGAAGAUAGGAAAAAAGUUGUGGACUUUUCAGUUCCUUUUAUGUCAUUAGGAAUUAGUAUUUUAUAUACAAAAGAAAAGGAAGUGCUGCCAGGAAUGUUCUCGUUCUUAAAUCCUUAUACGUUUGAAGUUUGGAUGUAUACAGCAACAGCCUAUUGCGUUGUUUCAAUUCUCCUAUUUGUAUGCUCAAGAAUUUCACCGGGUGAUUGGGAAAACCCGCAACCAUGCGAUAAGGAUCCAGAAGAAUUGGAAAACAUAUGGAACUUUAAAAACUGCACGUGGUUGACAAUGGGCUCGAUUAUGUGCCAAGGGUGUGACAUAUUACCAAAGGCAGCAGGGUCACGUUGGGUUUGUGGUAUGUGGUGGUUUUUUGCGGUUAUUGUUUGCCAGACAUAUAUAGCUCAACUGUCAGCUUCUAUGACGUCAGCUAUGGAGACUGAACCAAUAAAUAAAGUUGACGAUCUAGCUAAGCAAACCAAGGUGUUAUAUGGAGCUAUUCAAAAUGGCUCAACGUAUGAAUUUUUUAAGAAUUCUAAGGAUAAAAUGUAUCGUAGAAUGUUUGAAAAUAUGGAAGCCAAUCCCGCUGUUCUAGUACGCAGCAAUGACGAAGGUGUCAAGAGAGUCACAAGUGGGAAGAGUAAAUAUGCAUUUUUUAUGGAGUCCAUUGCUAUAGAAUACGAGUUGAGGAAAAAUUGUUACCUUAAAAAAAUUGGAGGAGAGUUAGAUUCUAAGGAUUAUGGAAUUGCUAUGCCUGCCAAUUCUCCAUUUAGAACUCAUAUAAACAAAGCUAUAUUGGAACUAAAAGAAGCUGGCAUAUUGGGCAAAAUCAAAAAGAAAUGGUGGGAAGACAAAAAUAAACAAGAGUGCCCAGAUGAAAAGGUUGAUAAAAAUGACCAAGAAGGUGAUCUUGAGAUGAAGCAUUUGAUGGGAGCUUUCGUUGUCCUCAUUGCGGGAUUGGUGUUCUGCUUGUUUAUCACCGCUAUCGAAUUUAUGAACGAAGUCAGGAACAUCGUUGUGAGGGAACAGGUCAGUCAUAAGGAAGUUUUUAUCAAGGAACUAAAGGCGUCGCUAAACUUCUUUCAACUCCAGAAGCCGGUACUUCGUAACCCUAGCAGAGCUUCCUCUCUUGCAUCCUCCAACGGCAGUGAGAAAAGAGAAAACCGAUCUAAUGUUAUUGAAAAUUUCCUUGACUUUGAAAAAGAAGUACAGUGAUAGUACAAGAGACAAGUGAAAAAGUAAUGUAUCAGCUAAAGUGUGUACAAUAGUAAAAUCAGACUAUUUACGAUUAAGGUAUUGGCAUAAUU